UCGGUGCAGUUUCAAUGUAACUCCUCCACGCUUCCGGUUCCGGUGUAGACAUCCAUGGAGGAGACCAGACUGCCAUCAUACUAACCUGACAGUCUUUCUUAUAGUUGUUCCUCGGUUAGCAGGGCUGGACGUGAACGUUAACCUUGGACUGCAUAACAGAAAUACAACAUGUCAGGAGUCUGUCGUGGUUUCAGCUCUUUAUCAGUCAAGAUCCUAACAGAUGCUACACUUUUGUCACCUUGCCCGUGGUUUGUGUCCGCACGCAGCAAAUUCACCAAAGCAAGAAUCCCAAAAGAGCUUUUUGAAGAGAGAUCAAAAGAACAUGAGAAAUAUGGGGGUGAUCCAGACCAACCUCAUAAACUGCAUAUAGUGACACGAGUCAAAAGUGUGAUGCGAAGACCGUACUGGGAGAAAGAGAUGGUGAAACACCUUGGGCUCGAAAAGGCACAUGCAGCUGUAAUUCACAAAAACACACCUGCAGUCAAUAGCCAACUGAAAUUCAUCAAGCACCUUGUAAGGAUCCAGCCGCUGAAGACACCCUAUGGACUCCCUGCUGAACAGGACAUGGGUGACACCUACAUAAACAGCAGAGGAGAGCUGAUUGUUCGUCGCCUCCUCCAACCUGUAGAGCCCAAGGCGAUCGAAUCUUAGCUCCGCUUUCAAUCAUGUCAAUUAAUAGUUCAGUUGUUCAUAAAUAUCAUGGAAAAUCUUGUGCUCCAUAGCUUCCUGUUCUGGUUCCAUUACACUGUAUCAGUCAUACAUACUGCUGUUACGAUUGAGAAAUUGUAACGUUUUUCCCGUGAAAAAUUAGCAACAGGUGAUGGUUCAAAUUCUUUAUUAAACAUGACUUGUAAAAAAAACUCAAUAUAAAUUAAAAACCUUUUGAAAUGAAA
Messenger RNA from Sebastes umbrosus (honeycomb rockfish), 893 nucleotides. RefSeq names its product mitochondrial ribosomal protein L30 (gene mrpl30). The coding region runs from base 169 to 651 and encodes 160 amino acids. The record is from RefSeq and is a predicted model, not a curated record. The transcript has 6 exons. Gene Ontology annotation, cellular component: large ribosomal subunit; mitochondrion. Gene Ontology annotation, molecular function: structural constituent of ribosome. Gene Ontology annotation, biological process: translation. NCBI's taxonomy places the organism in Eukaryota, Metazoa, Chordata, Actinopteri, Perciformes, Sebastidae.